AUGAUGGUAAAUGGCAGAUAAUAAGAGAUUCAUCUUUAAGCUUUAUUUUUUUCAUUAUCUUCUGGAAAAAAGUUGUGGUAAUUCUGUGCGUGUGCAAAUACAUGCUGAAUCUGGCUGAAUAUUUCGGUUAGAAGGGUGAAGAUCUGAUUUAAAGCAAUUUAUUAUGAACUCAAUAUCUUUAUGUUAUAGAAUCCAACCUAAAAACAGCUAUGGCAAGAACUAUGGCAAAAUCUACAGCAAAUAGUCUCUCAAUCAUCACCUGGAACACUUGUGGUGUUAAACCAAAAAACGCAGCCCAAAUAAACUGAUUGAUAUAAUGAAGUAUGGCAGGAAUGGUGACGUAAUCUUCCUUCAAGAAACUCACAUUGGACAAUACUGCUAUAAAGAGAUGGAAAAACAUGGAUGGAAAGAGAUGGAAAGACAUUGGACCUCUUACUUCACUGUUUACUCUCCAAGUAGCAAAGGAGUGGCCAUACUGGUGAAUAAAAAACUAAAAUCACACUAUCAGUACAUCUGCCAUGAUGAAGAUUACACUGGUGGCUACAUUGUGCUGUUCUGUCAGAUGUAUGGUCAACUCUUCACUCUAGUGAAUGUGUACAAUCAUAAAGAUGACAAGAAAGUACUGGGGAGGCUGUCACAGUAUCUUCAGGAGAUGAAGAUUGGAACUUUAGUGAUUGGGGGGGAUUUCAACACUGUCUUUGACCUUGACUUUGACAAGCGUACAGCAUCUGAACAUAGACGGCACACAUCCUUACGACCUCUCCUGCAGAGUUUCAUUUCCUCACUGAACCUCCAAGACACAUGGGCAAGACUACAACCAAUAGAAGAAGACUUCACUCAUUCUCAGAGCACCAGCCACUCCCGGUUAGAUAUGUUCUUCAUGCCACAGAACAAAGCACACCAUGCUCUGACAUGUACGAUUCACCAACCUAAUGCGAUUUCAGAUCACAAUCCUGUGUCUCUGAGAGUCCAAGUAGAAUGUACAAUAACACAGGUUAUUCCCAGAAAAGUGAGCCAGAUAGGAGACAGUGAAACAACAAGAAGGCAAGGAAAAAUCAGUGGAGCUGAAGUCCUAGUGGCGAUGAAAUCCCUUAAUGACUCAACACAAUCACUACCAUAUGAGGUGGUGACUUCAGGGCCAGAUGACUAUACACAAUCACCAUCGAGGUCAGAUGAUUCAAGACAAUCAACAAAACAUCAACCAUGUGAUAGAUGUCCAACACUGUCUCCUUACGAUGCAAGACUCCAGAUGGAGUCAGAUCACUCCAGACAAUCACCAUACUGGCGGUCAGAUGAUUCCAGACGAUCACGGUCAGAUGGUUCCAGACAAUCACGGUCAAGAUCAGAUGAUUCCAGACGAUCACGAUCAAGAUCAGAUGAUUCCAGACGAUCACGGUCAGGUGGUAACAGACAAUCACGGUCAAGAUCAGAUGGUUCCAGACGAUCACGAUCAAGAUCAGAUGAUUCCAGACAAUCACGAUCAAGAUCAGAUGACUCCAGACGAUCACCAUCAAGGUCAGAUGACUACAGACAAUCACCAUCAAGGUCAAAUGACUCCAGACAAUCACCAUCAAUGUGGUCAGAUGACUAUAGACAAUCAACAAAAUAUGUUUCAAGGUCAGAUGACUCCAGACAAUCACCACCAUGUGAACCACAUGAUUCCACACACUCAACACAAUAUAAAUCAACGUUAGAUAACCUUAUGGAAAUAGAAAGAUUAAAACACUAUUAUAAUGAAGUACUCAGAGAAAAUAAGAAAACCCCUAAAGGAUUCAACAGAGAGUACAAAAUAUUUGCAACAAUACUUGCCAACCGUCUGCAGAUGUUCUUGGAACCCUUAUUAAAUGAAAGGACCAAGGCACCCCUGAGUCCGCAUUGCACUGUUACUUUGGUCCUUAAUGUCAAAAGACAGAUCAAUUGGAAGUUCUUAAGCAUUGCAAUUAAAUCAAUGAAUACAAUCCCACUUCAAAACAUUCCCAAAGAGGACACAAUUUUGAAGAAUGUGCUUUCCCAGGACUUGGGUAUCUUGCGGAAGUUGCUUCUUAGGGUUGAAUAUUCCCCUGUUCAUAAGAAACGUCUACAUCAUGACUGUCCCCUCACCCCAGCCCUAUUUAGCCUGUGUCUGAAAUACAUGGAGGACGACAUUUCCAGAGUCAUCCCAAAUGUCACCACUAGAAUCAGCUACCAAAGAAGGAGUCUUAAGAUCUACAUAGACACUCCGGGAGUAAAAUCUGUGUAG
Coregonus sp. 'balchen' is the source of this 2239-nucleotide messenger RNA. NCBI's taxonomy places the organism in Eukaryota, Metazoa, Chordata, Actinopteri, Salmoniformes, Salmonidae. The record is from the annotation of a GenBank genome assembly.